This is a messenger RNA of Parascedosporium putredinis, 720 nucleotides long. Lineage: Eukaryota; Fungi; Ascomycota; Sordariomycetes; Microascales; Microascaceae. The record is from the annotation of a GenBank genome assembly.
AUGCGCGCCUUCACCGCCGUCGCCUUCUUGGCCGCCCUGGCCAGCGCCCAGCAGCCCGUCUGCGCCGAGGGGCUCCAGAUUUUCAUCGCUCGCGGUACCGGCGAGGCUCCCGGGCCGGGCGUGACGGGCAACUUGGGACAGGCCGUCGCGGGCCUGAUCCCCGGCUCUCGCGUGCAGGGCGUGGACUACCCCGCCAGCUUGGACAACCCGGGAUACUUUGACUCGGUCAAGAAUGGUACCAAGACCCUAAGGGAUAACUUGGUCGAGUACGCGGCCGCGUGCCCGAACGGUAAAGUAGCUGUCAUGGGUUACUCUCAGGGAGCCCAGAUUACGGCCAACGCCAUCUGCGGCACAAACAUUGCGUGGUCGCCGUUCCCUGAUUCUGGAGAGAACCUGGCAGCGUUGGGCCAAGACGUGACUAAAAACAUCGUUGGUGUUGUCUUGUUUGGUGACCCGACCAACCCUCCCCAAGCUUCCUUCCGCAAGGGGUCGGCCAAGGGCCAUGGUAUGUUCAACCGGCCCGAUAUCAGCGCAUGCGAAGCGUUGGGCGACCGCAUCGUGUCCUACUGCGACGAGGGAGAUGUAUUUUGCGACGCCGGAUCCCCGCCCGUCACCUUGGUGCACCUUGUUUACGUCCAGGUGUACGGCCAGGAAGUCGUUCAGUACCUUGUGCGCCAGUUCCAGUCUGCCAAUCUACCCCCACGAGCACUACCUCGGUAA